This is a messenger RNA of Polypterus senegalus (gray bichir), 1900 nucleotides long. RefSeq names its product activating signal cointegrator 1 complex subunit 1 (gene ascc1). The transcript has 9 exons. Gene Ontology annotation, biological process: regulation of DNA-templated transcription; DNA alkylation repair. Gene Ontology annotation, molecular function: RNA binding. Lineage: Eukaryota; Metazoa; Chordata; Cladistia; Polypteriformes; Polypteridae. The coding region runs from base 272 to 1330 and encodes 352 amino acids. Gene Ontology annotation, cellular component: nucleus. The record is from RefSeq and is a predicted model, not a curated record.
AGCUGUUUUUUGUGAUGUACCCGGGUUGUGUUUGUAUCUAUAAACGUGUGGUGAUAGAGUAUCAAUGAGGUUUAAGCAAUAUAUUUGUAGUAAAGUCACAAGUGUUGUUUUAAUAGGAUUAUCUUUACUAAUUAGUACUCUUAUAUAACCGAGUCACUGUAAAAUGACAAUCAGACUUUCACUUUUAAAAAAAAAAUUGUAGUGUUUUGCUGUCCUUAAAGGAUUACAACACCAACAGUGUGCAAACAUUUACUAACUUGGCAGCUGUAAAAUGGAUGUGUUGAGACCGACAUUGAUUAACAUAAAUGGACGAUUAUACCGAAAAAAUGCAGUCAAAGAGCAAACGUAUCAAAAUGACGAAGAAGAGGAAUUUUCUUAUUCAGAAAAUUCACUUUGUACGGACGAGCCAUGUGACUCUCUUCAGAUUGAACAGACCGAUAAAGGAUAUCGUUGUGCUAUAGAUGUACCAAGUGUCCUUUACAAGUACAUUAUAGGGAAAAAAGGAGAAACUAAGAAAAGACUGGAAACUGAAACUCGGACGUCUAUCAACAUUCCAAAACAAGGUGUUGAGGGUGAGAUAGUUAUCACAGGACAACAACGAUCAUCUGUGAUUUCUGCUUGCACCCGCAUUGAACUUCUAGUAGAAAGUUUUCGGAAGAAGCAGCCUUUCACUCAUUUCCUGUCAUUUGCAUUGAAUGAACCACACAUCCAAAAGCAGUUUCUAAAGUUUAAAGAGGAAGUUCUCAGCAAAUGUUCUCAGGAUAAUGGCAUUGAUGGCAGCAUCUUUCAGAACCCAGCCAAACUUCAUUUAACUAUUGGCACUUUAGCAUUGCUGAAUGAAAAGGAAGUGAGGAAAGCAUGUGACUUGCUUCAAGUCUGCAAGGAUGAAUUUAUCAAGGACAUCACAGGAGUGAAGCCUCUUCCCAUAACAGUUGGAGGUAUUGAAUAUAUGAAUGAUGAUCCAGCUAUGGUUGAUGUUUUAUAUGCUCAAGUUCAAGCUCAGGACGGUUCUGCCAAGCAUCAAAUUAUUGCUGACCAACUACUGGAACGUUUUGUUGCAUCAGGACUAAUGACCAAGGAAUGGGACAGAGUAAAACUUCAUGCAACUGUUAUGAACACAAUCUUUAGAAAGGAUCCCACAGCCGAGGAUAAAGGUCCAACUGGCUUGGUGAGACAGGAGCGGGAGUCUUUUGAUGCACGAAAUGUAUUAAAGAUGUUUGAACGAUAUCAUUUUGGUGACCUGGAUCUGAAUGCUGUUCAUUUAUCUCAGAGAUACUCAACUGACAUUUCUGGUUACUACACAUCUUCAGGGUUUAUCACAUUUUCAUGAAGAAUAUAUCUCUUUGGUGGUGACCUUGGUUGUAUAUGAUUGUGCUAAUAGAAAAAUAAUGUGCUAAAAACAUUUGCUAUAUUCAGAUGAAAUUUAAACUUAAGCAGCAAGAAACUUUUCUAGUCAGUGUCAUGCAUUAUUGUAUUGAUGUACUGUUUAUUUACCCUUUAAAUCAAGGAGUUGCAAACAAUCUUUUCCACCCAAAAUAAUGUAUAUACCAGAAUAUAGAAUUUUAUAACUCGUGUAUAGCCCUUUAUAGCAAAUGCUUGAUAUAUAGAAAUCAGUAGACAUUCUUUCAUAAAAUCUUACAGAUUGGAGACAAUUUUUUGUAAUUGCAAAUUCAAAUUUAUUGGCAUGGGAAAUAUAAGGGCUAAGUGAAAUACAGCAGUGAUCUCUACCCAAAAUGUUUAUUGUAGCAGAUGUGUAGUAUUAUGAAAGAAUGGAUUAUUUUUUCAGAAUUAGCUAAAUUACCGUGGAAUACAUCCAGUUUGACAUUGUGUGAAUGUUGAUGUACUCAAUUAUUAGCACUGCUACCUAAUGCAAUAAUAAAAAUGAAAGACAAUUAAACAA